AUGACUUACGACAAGGAGAAACAAUUGAGCGAGGAAUGCGAAUUCGUUGACUCACCAGAAGAGUAUGCCCAGCUAAGACGUGUCUGUGACGAUAUAUCGGUGGAUGUUUUCCUCGUAGCCGUGGCCGAACUGGCAGAGCGGUUCACUUACCGCUCCAUAACGGCCCCUAUGCAAAACUAUAUCCAGAACCCUCGUGAAGAUCCUUUCCGUCCAGGGGCGCUGGGCAUGGGCCAAACAGCUGCCACUGGAAUCAACUAUUUCUUUGUAUGCUGGUGCUACAUGGCACCUAUUCUGGGUGCCGUUGUGGCAGACACCUUUCUUGGGAGAUUCAAGACCAUCGUACUGGCCACUGGUUUUGCCGCAUCGGGGGUAAUGACUCUAUUUGUCACGUCACUGCCGGGCAGUCUUGAUCGUGGAGCCGGCAUGCCCGGCCUGAUGAUUGCAUUGAUAUUGGUUGGAUUAGGUGUCGGUGGGAUCAAGAGUAAUGUUGCGCCGCUCAUUGCUGAGCAAUACGGUGCACGGCCUGAGCGUGUUAAGACGCUACCUAGUGGAGAAAAGGUAGUGGUGGAUCCAAGUAUCACCGUCCAGACGAUCUAUGCCCGUUACUUCUGGGUGAUCAACCUUGGUGGACUCUCCGUCAUUCCAGUAUCGUGGCUUGAACUCAAGGUGGAUUUCUGGGCGGCUUUUAUGCUCCCCCUCUGUUUCUGGGUCUUGGCAAUGGUUGCUCUGAUUGCCGGGCUUGUUCGCCCGCCCCAAGGAUCAGCCAUCACGACCGCCAUUCGCGUUCUCUGGAUCAGCUUAAGGAACGGAGGAAAGCUCGAUGCCGCCAGACCUUAUGCCUUGGAAAAAAGUGGAAGUCCUGUACCGUGGGACGAUGUCUUUGUAGAUGAAUUGAAGCGCGCUCUGGUCGCAUGCCGAGUGUUCCUCAUGUUUCCCAUCUUCUGGCUCUGUAACGGUCAGGCCACGAGCAACCUAGUCAGCCAAGCGAUGUCGAUGAACACCCACGGCGUCCCAAACGACAUGAUGGGUUUCUGCAAUCCCGCGACCAUUCUCAUCGCAGUUCCGCUCUUUGAGACGGUCAUCUUUCCGAUGCUGCGUCGAUUCAACAUACGCUUCAAACCCAUCAGCCGUAUGACGACGGGGUUCUUCAUCAAAGCCUGCGCCAUCGCAUACGCAGCGAUCCUCCAGGAGCUCAUUUAUAGAGCAUCCCCCUGUCAACGUAGUCCCGAAAUAGAAGGCUGUGGCGAGACCCGCCGCGGCGAGAAAAUCAGCAUCUUUCUGCAAGUGCCCGUAUAUUCGAUGAUCGGUCUGUCUGAGUUCUUUGCCGUCUUGUCCGGCAUGGAAUACGCAUAUACCAAAGCACCCCAGUCCAUGCGCAGUAUCGUCUCCGCCUUGUUCCUGCUGAUGUCCGCCAUCGGAGCUGCCCUGGGCAUCACACUCUCCCCGGUCUCAGUCGACCCCACAGUCUUGAUAGAGUUCAUCUCCUUGAGCGCGGUUAUGUUCGUCACAGCGAUCGCCUUCUUCCUCUGCUUCCGGCGCUACAAUCGCGCGGAAGAAGAGAUGAACAAACUCCAAGAGCCGCGGAGCUCAAGCGAGACAGACGAAUCCAGUCGGUUAGAGAGGCAAUAA
Molecule: messenger RNA, 1629 nt
Organism: Aspergillus candidus
Lineage: Eukaryota; Fungi; Ascomycota; Eurotiomycetes; Eurotiales; Aspergillaceae
Product: putative POT peptide transporter
Exons: 13
Coding region: 1-1629 (542 amino acids)
Biological process (GO): oligopeptide transport; transmembrane transport
Cellular component (GO): plasma membrane; fungal-type vacuole
Molecular function (GO): tripeptide transmembrane transporter activity; dipeptide transmembrane transporter activity
Source: RefSeq, a predicted model, not a curated record